ACUGCCAAAAAGCAAGAGGACUCAGUUCUAGGAUGAGACAUUUUUAUAUUUUAGCAUAUGUUUAUGAAAAUAGGGCAGAAUAGGAAAACAUUGACAUUCAACCACCAACAUAAACCUGUUAGUUAUCCACUGUUUAGGAAGUUGGCAGGCAGGAACGAUUACGCUAUAACAUUUGCAGAAAUGCGUUCUCAAAAACAACAGACAAACAAUACGGAAAGGUUUCUAACUCCCACGGUCAACAGCUAUAAACUUCACCUUACAGCUGUGAAAUCUCUAAUACCAGAGAAACCUUUUCAUAGACUGCCAGACGGCCGAUGGUCUAAAGACUUUACAAAAUACUUAAAUAUGGACGCCAUGAAGAUCAAUUCACAGAGACAAGACAGCAGGCUUCAUGCAUGCACCGCAGGUGGCAGGCCUCUCUACAUCCCUGUGCCGGCGUUUGUCAGUGAGUUUAAGGGCCCUGAGCGUACCCUCCAACCUCCUGCUGCUGUUCAUAGCAGGCUGAUGGGGGACCUGGGUCCACAGUCACACAGAGUGAAGCCUAGGAGAGCAACCCACAGUGCGGGGGCCAUCUACUCCCACGGUACCUCCCGCUUCACAUCAACUGGACUGGGUGAAACCUUAUCCUUAAGUGAGAAUUCAACCCCUGGUUUUCCAAUUGCCUUUUGUUCCCAUGAUGAAUGUGGCUUGAGUACUGAGCGGCUGGAUCUGGACAGGCGUGGUCUGGAGGAAUGUCCCAUGCUUGAGGGCAUGGAGAGGCUACGACUGCUUAAUUUUCAGCACAAUCUCAUCAUGCACAUCCAAAAUCUAUCUCACCUGCGGCGCCUGAUCUUCCUAGACCUGUAUGACAACCGCAUCUCCGAGAUGUCUGGCAUCUCAGCUCUGGCCUCUCUCAGAGUGCUUAUGUUAGGAAAAAACAGAAUCCAGAGGAUAUGCUGUUUAGAUAACCUGACUAAAUUAGAUGUUCUGGACUUGCAUGGCAAUAAGUGGAUGAUUCACCUGCAGCCAGAGAUUCUAUCAUCCAUGCAUUGCCUGUGUUGGAGAGGAGAGAGACUGGAGUGCUGUCUUUGGACCCAUGAUGGAGCUGUAAAACCAAAAGACCACCAGUGGGAGGCCCCGAUCUCACAGAUAGAGAACCUUUCCCACCUGUCAGAGCUGCGUGUUUUGAACCUGGCAGGGAACUGCAUCUCCUGUGUGAACAACCUGCAGGGCCUGCACUCAUUGACUGAGCUCAACCUGCAAUGCAACUGCAUCUCCACUGUGACAGAGGUGGACCUGCUGCCCUGUCUGCAGCGUCUCUUUCUCAGCUGCAACCGCCUCACCAGUUUUGAUGACCUAGCCUGCCUAGGAGAUUCGUGCUCCCUUUCUGAGCUCACCCUGGAUGGGAACCCUGUAGCCCUGGAGACAUGGUACAAGCAGGCCGCCCUGCGCUGUGUGCUUCAACUCAGACAGCUGGACAUGAAGCGCGUCACGGAGGAGGAGAGACGUAUGGCUUGCAUUAUGGCCCGAAAGGAGGAUGAGAAAAAGAGGGACAGUCACAAGCAGGCCAUGCACAAGAGUCCUGCUCAUGUUGCGCCUCAGCAGUUCUAUACUCAACUUGGACUGAAGUCUCAGGACUCCUCAGUGACAAGCAAGGAGAAGCGACGUUUAGCCAUCCGUAAUGCAGCGCAGCAGUGGGAGGGGGUCAGGUCCUGUCUGGAGCUUCCAGUUCACAACGGCUCCAAGGAGGAAGUCAGCCCAGAGGCCAGUCCCGCCCACAGCCCCGCCCAGACCAAUGGCCUUGCACUGGAGCCUUCUCCAGAUGAGCAGCUAAGAAGGGUGAGUCCGUUGUCAGCACCAGAACGGCCACCAGGGGGCAGUGAGAACAGGCUACGCUCCACCAGUCGUCCCAACAGUCCUCGAGACCCCAAGCUUCUGGAGGCAGGUGGUGCCAGCGUGCAGAGCCUCUCCCUGUCGGACAGCCACCUGGCAGAACUGGAUGGGGAAACCCUGCGCCUGUUUGGUUCCGGGGCCCUGGAGGCCUUGGAGAGGGGCUGGGGGGUCCAGACUGCAGGGGCUGUCACUGUCAUAGCUUUUCGCUACAUCCACUUUGAUGCGAUUGUGCCAACACUGCCACGCAUAAGAGUCAAGUUUCCCAACCUAUCACACCUGAUCUUCCUAGAGACAAACAUCUGUCGUCUGCCUCAGUUGGCUGCACUGGCCCAGUUGAGACGUCUGGACCAGCUGACCAUCCACCCAGAGGGGAACCCUGUGGUCAGCCUGUCCCUUUGGAGAGCUUUCAUCAUUUACCGCCUCCACCACUUCAACCUACACAAGAUCAAUGGGCUUGAGGUAACUAUGAAUGAUGUGAUCUCUGCGGAGCGUCUCUUUGGAACACUGGGUCACAUUGCUGCCACUGAGACGCCGCGUUGCCGCCUGUUAGUGCUACUGGAGGAGUCAAGGAAGCGUCAGCUGCAGUUUCUUUUGGAGGGGCGUGGGCGGCGGUCUGGUUUGAGCCCUGAGGAGCUGCGUGACAACGGCAAGCUGCUAGGAGAAGGCCUGAGCAGAGCGCUGUUCAACUACCCCAGCAAAGAUUGCUGCAGCGUGGGACCCGAUAGUCCUGAGGAGGGUGCAAUGGAGUCAUCAUCAGAGCGCAAGGCCAUGAUGGAUCAAUACCUACAGGAGCUGGUGCAGAGGGCAUCUGACACUAAUCUGAAGGGUGAUGCCCUCCACAAGCUUUGGCCCUCUUUGUUUGUAGAGUUGGUGAAAGACUGUGUGCUGGAGAUGAGGGACCGACCGGCCUUCCGUCGAGCUUGCCUCAACAGGCUCUCCACACAGGAAAAAUGAGACUUGAAGCUGUAGAGACCACCUACACUGCAGUACUGUACAGCAUACUUAACACAUAAUGGACACCUGCAACAUACUGGGACACACCUCCACUAAAGCAUUUUGGACACUCUUCUACUAAACUAUAUUGGAGCACUCUUCUACUGAAGCAUAUUGGACUGCCCUGUCUCAUUGCAUUAAACUGUCUUCAUCAUCACAUGGUGUCAGCCAAUCAAAUAGUUUAGUGAUUAGAUUUUAUUAUUUUAUUAUAGCUAAAAGAUAAACACCAGAUAGGCAUCAUAAGCUCGAAUGUCAAUUUUUCUGGAGUAUACAAUGUUCACGUUUAUCUCUACUCUCUUCCUAUCCUAGUUGAUUCCAGGAUGCACAUUAUACAUUUUGAGUUAAGAGUAUGCAUUGUCAUCCCUAAGGAGGAGCAGGCUUAGCACUUUAAAGCCUUGGUCAAGGCCCUGAUCUCCUGCUAAAGAUUACCACUGUCUCUCAGAAUUAUUGUGUCUUUAUCUCUACUUUAUGUUGCACUUUCACUCUCUGCCUGGUGUGAUGAAAAGGGCAUAGAAAACAUAUUUUGUUUUAGGACUUACUACUUUUUUCUGUAUUCUUAGCAUUAAAAGAUUCCUAAACUUUAA
Esox lucius (northern pike) is the source of this 3449-nucleotide messenger RNA. RefSeq names its product leucine-rich repeat-containing protein 49. The record is from RefSeq and is a predicted model, not a curated record. The transcript has 20 exons. Bases 58 to 2826 code for a protein of 922 amino acids. Lineage: Eukaryota; Metazoa; Chordata; Actinopteri; Esociformes; Esocidae. Gene Ontology annotation, molecular function: protein binding.